Engraulis encrasicolus (European anchovy) is the source of this 1807-nucleotide messenger RNA. RefSeq names its product t-complex-associated-testis-expressed 1 (gene drc5). Gene Ontology annotation, molecular function: protein binding. Bases 324 to 1784 code for a protein of 486 amino acids. NCBI's taxonomy places the organism in Eukaryota, Metazoa, Chordata, Actinopteri, Clupeiformes, Engraulidae. The record is from RefSeq and is a predicted model, not a curated record. Gene Ontology annotation, biological process: microtubule-based movement. The transcript is spliced from 5 exons.
UUAUGGGAAACAACACGCACUGCAGCAGCUGUAGCUACUAAGCGCCAGUGAUUAGACUGUUAAUUCUUACUGAAAUCGAGCUGGGCGAGAGCCGUAGUAGGCUAUUUUGAAGAUAAGUAACAUUAAAUGAAACAUAUCAGAUUGUUUUUCUGUGUGCCUAUGAAUAGCGUCGCGCGGGUCUUUACAAACCUGCUGAAGUCGGAUACCCACAAAGUCCACUCGUCAAUCCUACCAUAAUGUUAUUUUAACCUGGGAUGAGUAACCUUUUCUAUUUUUUUUAAAGUGAAGUUUUAAAUUAAGCUGUAUUUUUGCUCGACGCCAACAUGACUGCACGCAUGGAUCCCCCAGUUAAUAAAACUAAUCCAGCUGCGGAUCCCAGGAAAAUGAGGAGGAUAAUUGCGGAGGAUCCUGAGUGGUCGCUUGCUGUUGUUCCUCUUUUGACAAACUUGUGUCUGCAACACAUUAUCAGUAACUUCGAAGCUAGCCCUAUGCUUGAUGAGCUCCUGCCCAGCCAUAAGACAUAUGUGUUGGAGAGACUGCCCCCAUCCUUACCACUGCACCUGACAGCCAACCUGAUCAGCGACGAAGGCUACUGGAAGAAAUGCUGCGUGGAGCGCUGGAGAGUCGGCGACGUCACCGAGUACGGGAGCAGCUGGAAGCGCAUGUUCUUCGAGCGGCACGUUGAGAACAUUAUCGAGCUCUUCAUUCCCGACGUGACAGAGGCCAAGGUGGUGCUUGACGUGAUCCCCCUGUGCAAGAACUACGUGAGGAGACUGGUCAUCUCCCAGCUCCUACCCCCCAUCCGGGAUCCACAGAAAGGCGAGGACGAUGACUCCUCGGACUCUGCCAGUGAUAUGGGCAGCGACGGGCCCUCUAUGGACCACUUUGACUUUGGCAUCCUCCUGCACAAGCUCAUCUACCUGGAGGAGUUGCACCUGUCCUAUGGGGUCAAAGGGUGCGGCAUGAACUUUGAGUGGAACCUUUUUGAGUUCACCUUCCGGGACUGCGAGUCGCUCGGGAAGGCACUCAAGGCCUGUAAAACCUUAAAAGUGCUUCGGAUCCACCAGAGCAAAGUGGACGAUGAGAAGUGUCGCCUGCUGGUCUCCUACCUCCUGGACCACCCGUCCCUGUUGGAGCUUAACCUCUCCCACAACCUGAUCGGCGACCGGGGAGCGCGGGCUGUCGGCAAGCUCCUCAACACCAGCCGCCUGCGCUCACUCAGCCUCUACGACAACCAGAUCCGCGGUGCAGGCGCCCAGGCCCUGGGCCACGCGCUGGCAAAGAACACCACGCUGCUCAGCCUCAACCUGCGGCUGAACCGGCUGGGGGACGAGGGCGGCCAAGCCAUUGCCCAGGCCCUGCUCAAGAACCAGACGCUACUCAGCCUGCACCUGGGCUCCAACCAGCUGAGCGAGCCCACCGCCAUGGCCCUCUCGCAGGCCCUGGCCAAGAACUCCACCCUGCGGAGUAUCAACCUGUCCUGCAACAAGCUCGGAGCGGCCCGGGCUGGUGCCUGCUGUGGUGAUCUUACAAGGACCGACUAUACCAACUCACAAGGCAAAAAUAUGAUUCAAGAUUCAAGAGUUUAUUGUCAUUCUCUCAAAAAGGACGGUGGCAAAGUUCUGGAGGAAGGCAUGUCUCACAACAGCAAGCUUGUGGACUGCGACAUCCGCCUCACCUACAUCGAGCAGGACAGCGAGGUGUGUAUCGGUCAGAUCCUGCGCACCAACCAGAGCAAGAGCCGCAGGAAACACACCACUCAAGACAUCCACAACAUCAAAUAAUAAAGCCCACAGCACCAGUUUCA